AUGAGCUCCCCCGGCACGGAGGGCGCGGGCAAGCCGCUGCAGUACCGCGUGGACCACCUGCUGAGCGCCGUGGAGAGCGAGCUGCAGGCGGGCAGCGAGAAGGGCGACCCCACGGAGCGGGAGCUGAGGGUCACGCUGGAGGACAACGACCUGUGGCUGCGCUUCAAGGAGCUCACCAACGAGAUGAUCGUCACCAAAAACGGCAGGAGGAUGUUCCCGGUGCUGAAGGUGAGCGUGUCGGGGCUGGACCCCAACGCCAUGUACUCCUUCCUGCUGGACUUCGUGGCGGCCGACGGGCACCGCUGGAAGUACGUGAACGGGGAGUGGGUGCCGGGCGGGAAGCCGGAGCCGCAGGCGCCCAGCUGCGUCUACAUCCACCCCGACUCGCCCAACUUCGGCGCGCACUGGAUGAAGGCGCCCGUCUCCUUCAGCAAAGUCAAACUCACCAACAAGCUCAACGGCGGCGGGCAGAUCAUGUUGAACUCUCUGCACAAGUAUGAGCCAAGGAUUCAUAUAGUGCGAGUGGGUGGCCCACAGCGGAUGAUCACCAGCCAUUCCUUCCCAGAGACCCAGUUUAUAGCCGUGACGGCCUACCAGAACGAGGAGAUCACAGCUUUAAAAAUUAAAUACAAUCCAUUUGCAAAGGCAUUUCUUGAUGCAAAAGAAAGAAGUGAUCACAAAGACAUGAUGGAGGAAGUGGGAGACAACCAGCAGUCUGGGUAUUCGCAGUUAGGUAGCUGGCUUCUUCCUGGGACUGGGACUUUGUGCCCACCUGCCAAUCCUCACCCCCAGUUCGGAGCCCCGCUGUCGCUCUCCCCUGCUCACAGCUGUGAAAGGUACUCAUCGCUGAGGAACCACCGUCCUGCCCCCUACCCCAACCCCUACACCCACAGAAACAACUCGCCAACCUAUGCCGAUAACUCCUCUGCCUGCCUUUCCAUGCUGCAGUCCCAUGACAACUGGUCUUCUCUAGGAGUUCCCCCACACACGACGAUGCUGCCCAUGAGUCACAGCACUGGCACAGCUACCAGCUCCAGUCAGUAUCCUAACUUAUGGUCUGUGAGUAACAGCACCAUCACACCGGUGUCUCAGUCGAGCGGGAUGUCCAACGGCCUGAGCUCCCAGUUUUUACGCGGCUCUCCAGCGCACUACACUGCCCUUCCGCACCCGGUCACUGCCGCCUCCUCCGCCUCCCCCCUGUACGACGGCGGGGCACCCACGGACCUGCCCGACAGCCAGUACGAUGCCUCCGCACAUGCCAGGCUAGCAUCCACGUGGACGCCCGUCACUCCCCCUUCCAUGUAAACCCAGACCUUUUCCUGUAAGACAGACUUUUUAGCUACUGAAUUACUUUAAAUGCUUAAUCCUCAAGGAAGAGAGAAAGGAGACAUGAAGUAAAUUACAGUCAAAGCAUCUGCACUGCUUUGCAUAGAGCAUCUACAUUAUACCUCUUAUAUUGAACAGUGCAUCAUUGACUUCCUGUAGAGUUUACAAACCUGGUGAGCGUGCAAUUCUGAGAGCAGAUUCACUGCUUUUAAUCUUUUUUCUUUUUUGUUUUCAUUUUAAGUUUGAUAGACCUAAGUUUUAAGAUUUUUACUUAGAUUCCAAAUUUCUCAGUGUUCUGAUAUAUUUGGACCUGAAGUUUGGCAUCAUUCUUGAGUAAGUUACUCCUAACUGGUUUUCAGUUAAUUUUUUUAAUGGCAAACUUAGCUAUAGUCAUGAGAAGACUUUUAUUAACUGUCUAGUUAGAAGCAUUCUGAAAUAUGCACAAAUGUAGCUGCGGAGUGAAGUUUUUGGAAAAUCAUGUGCACUAACACGUAUUUGCCUCACAAAUACGUUGUGUUCUUAACUGUAUGCUUAUUUCCUUGCUGCUGAAUUAACGUCGAGACAAUCUGCAAGAACUAUAUUCUUCUUAAUAAAUGCAGCGUUAAUGUUUGGUCUAAAUUGUUUUACCCAAAAGACUCCUUUUAGAGGUAAGUUUUGCUGUUUGAUCAUAUAGAUUUCACAUACCUUAGCUAAACAUUUCAUUUUAAACAGCCAGUAUCUAAUAAGGAGCCCUAUCCAAAACCUUUUUGAGCCAUUGAAAAAAUGUCACUGUUUGGGUUUGGUUUUUUUUUUUUUAAUGGUCUCUGGCUCAGGCCUUAAUGGAGAAAAUUCAACACCUGGAGAAUCAUUCUAAUUUAUUUUAUUUCAAUAUUGUACUCUGUUGAUCUAUAUUUAUUAUUUGGUAAGUUACAACUUUAUUUUCUACAUGUUAAGAUAUGUAAAUAAUCCCUCAACCUACGGUGUACUCUUUUAAGACAAUCAAACGUGGGAUAUGUCACCCAACGGCACAUUGAACAGCAUGGAUGUAAGUAGUUAACUUAUUAUAAGAGGGAAAGCUCUAGUUACCAAUAAUUUGGGGUAAAAGUGCAGAUAUACUAAGCUUUAAAAUACACUGACUGCUUGACUUGCUGGAAAGAUCAGGUCUUGAUAAAAUACUUCCUUCAGGACUGAUAUUAAGUAAUAUGACCUAAAUUUCUAAUGCAGGCUAACCCAAAACAUUGGCUCAAAGUGUGCCCUUGGACAUGUCUCUUUGUCCCACUGACUCUAGCAAGUACAUAUCCUGAGGAACAUGAAUUGUUUUGCAUAAGCCAUAAUAAAUAACUUUUAUAAUGAAGUGCCUAACAUAGCAAAGCAAAAUUCUAUAUCAGGGAAUUCCUUAAAUAACUCAUGUGCUACAGUGGCAGCUUUAAGACGAAAAAGCAAAUAUUUGCCACCAUUUUGGUCUCUUUGGCACCCUAUGGGCAGGUCCUUGCACCUAGAAAGACUUUGGCAGGGCUUUCUCCCUGCAGAAGGAUUUGCAUGCAACUGCAGGCUGCGGUCUCCUGGAGAUACUCCAGCAGGAGACAGCACCAGAAGCAGAUGGCUGCACGACCGCAUUCUCUGUCAAUAUGUAAAUAUUGAUCUAAGUGCUCCUAUUUUAUUGUGAAGGUAAAUUGUGUAAAUGAUGUAAGUGCAUUAUUAUUUAGACUAUUUUGUAGAAAUUAGCAACAUAUUUCGUUGUGAUGUUUUUUUACUUGUAUU
This is a messenger RNA of Gymnogyps californianus (California condor), 3066 nucleotides long. It is a transcript of the gene TBXT, whose product is annotated as T-box transcription factor T. The record is from RefSeq and is a predicted model, not a curated record. NCBI's taxonomy places the organism in Eukaryota, Metazoa, Chordata, Aves, Accipitriformes, Cathartidae. The transcript has 8 exons. Gene Ontology annotation, biological process: somitogenesis; heart morphogenesis; mesoderm formation. Gene Ontology annotation, molecular function: RNA polymerase II cis-regulatory region sequence-specific DNA binding; DNA-binding transcription factor activity, RNA polymerase II-specific. Gene Ontology annotation, cellular component: nucleus. Bases 1 to 1305 code for a protein of 434 amino acids.